CUCAGCUCCCCAGGCUGGGGAUGGACCUCAGCUCCCCAGGCUGGGGAUGGACCUCAGCUCCCCAGGGCUGGAAUUCCAAGGCACUGGUGCUGAGCAAGACAGGUCUCAGCUUUAUGAAAUGAUUUAUUGAAACCUUUUAUGCAGUGGUUCUCCCAGGGCUCAGGCCCACUGGGUCCUGCAGUGCCAUGUCAGGGUGCUGUGCUGUCCUGCCAUGUCAGGGUGCCCUCCUGAUUCCAGCAGCUUCAAUUAUUCCUCUUUUACUCAUUUUUGCCUGUUCUAGACCUUCCCUGCAGCACAGGGCUUGCCCUAAGCAGGGUGCCAGGGCUGGUACUUCCCCAGGGCUCUCAGUGCCAGAUGCCAGCUGAGCUCUGGGUUUGGCAGGAUGGGGAGCCAGCACCCUUCCCUUUCUCCACAACACUUGUGAGCAAGCCCUUCAUGUGCAGACACAGGGUCCUCAUCUGCCUAAAACCUCAGGGGAUUUUCCACGUUGCCAAAGAAACGCCCCCACAGCAUUUUCAUUGGAAUGGAAUGAUAAUAAGGUGACGUUGCCUGCAAGGAGUCCCAAGGGCUUGGAGACCUGACAGCAAAUAAAAACCAACCUCUGGAUAUGUGGCAUUGGGAUUUGUGCUUGUUUUCUUGUCACACUUUGGGUUUGGGGUUUUUUUUUAAAGCAAAUCUCCAAUUUCCUGACAGGGUUGUGUUUAAGAUGCCUUUGGGUGUUUGGGGUUGGAGUGGGGAUUGUUGAAUUUGGCCUCAGCUUUCAUGCUUGCAGGAUCAAAGAGGGGAGAUGGAUCCCACUGAAAACUCACUGAUGGUGAUGGAAACACAGAAAUUCUCUUUCCUACUUCAUCCCCAAAUAACUGAGGAUUUUUCCACGCUUUGGGAUGUGCUAAUAGUUUUUUUUCCCCAGGCUGAAUUCAUUCAUUAUCCCUUUUCCUGCUCCCUUAGGAGAAAACCAGGCAACCCAUCUGCUGUGUGACUGGAGGCUGAGGAUGGGGCUACCUCAAAUCCUCUCCCCUUUUUGUGUUUUCCAUCUCUCCCCUGGCUUGCUGCCCUGGGUUUCCUGGGGCUGUGUCCUGUGGGGUGCCCUGGGGCCCUGUGAUGCUGCCAGGGCUGGGGCUGAGCUCAGUGCAGCAAGGGUCACUCUAGAUUGUCACCCCAUCAAUUUGGGGAGGUCUGGAAGAGGUGAACUCAAGCCCUGAGCCUUUCAAUCCACCCCACUGGGUGCCCUGGAUGGAAAUCCAGCUUCUCAAGGGUUCUUUUCUCCUGCUGGGCUCCCUGGCUGGGCACAUCAGGCGCAGACUCCUCCGGCCUGCCACACAUUCCCCAGACAGAAUAGCUGGGAUUCCUACAUUCCCUCCCCCAAAAUGACCCCAGCUGGGCACUGUCUGCAGUGACAUCAGCAGCUGGCUCCAGGGAGAGGAGGGGUCCCCCAACACAGCAAGGAGCCCCACAAAGCCCAAGAGAGGCUCUGUUUCGGUCCUGAGGCGUGAACACUUCCCUGGCAGAUUUGUUUUUUGCAGGAGUACCUGGCUGCUGUGGCAGCUCUGCCAGGCUUGGGUUAGGGAGGGAGUAUCCCACAUUCCCAGAGGUGCCCACUCAUGCGCAGUUAUUUCCUUAAAGCCCCAACUCCUGGAGUCACUCCAUUUUGCCAAAGACCUCGCUGUUGUGGCAAUGAGGGAGCAGAGGAGCACAGAGCAGAGAAAGCCCAAAGGUGGGUGUGAAAAUAAACCCUUCUCACCUCGAGGUUGCCCUGAAGGUGCACCUUGUGGCCCUCAGGUCACCUCACCUGUGGUGGAGGCGGCUGUAGGGGUUUUGGGGAGGGGGAAAAUCCCUCCUUGUGGGGUUGGGAACAAACUGGGGGCUGAUGAGCUGCUCUCUAACUCCUUCCUGCCCCAGAGCCAGGGCCCUUGAGGGGGUGGAAAUCCACCCCUGGCAUGGCUGGGGAAGAGCAGGGCUGUGACAGAGGAGCAGGUGCUGAAGGGUUAACAAGGAGUGUUUGCAGCCAGUCCCUUGUCACCAAGGAGAAGGGAUCAGCACUUGGGAAGGAAACAAAACAGCCACUGCCCAGGAGGGUGAUUUCCUCUCCCCGAGCAGCACUACAGCCCUGGGACCCCGGGAGGGCUCUGGACACCAGGACAGCGUCACCACCCCCUGUGGCACGGAGCAAGUGGCACCAGGCUUAUGGCAGAAUGUGGGGGGCACCGGGCACGGGGGCGCGGAGCAUCCGUCCCUACCAGUCCAGCGAGCAGUACCUGUACGCCAUGAAGGAGGACCUGGCAGAGUGGCUGAAGGAGCUCUAUGACCUUGACAUCGAGGUGGGCACCUUCUUGGAGGUGCUGGAGACGGGGGCUGUGCUUUGCUCCCACGCCAACCACGUCACCCAGGUGGCCGGGGAGUUUGCCCGUGCCUGCCCCGACGUGGCCCAGCACCUCCACCUGCCCACCGCCGGCGUCGCCUGCAACCUCACAGCACAGCCAGGCACCUUCCAGGCCAGGGACAACGUCUCCAACUUCAUCCAGUGGUGCAGGAAGGAAAUGGAUAUCAAAGGUAGGAUGCCAGGCUCCAGCUGUCCCAUGUCUCCACGUUCAAGUCCCCCUCCAGCCCCUCCAGGUGUCCCCCAAGCCCAGCGCCACCCCGGCAUGGGACAGCACCAUGUGCCUGCAUCCCUGAGCUGGAAUUCCUCCUACGAGGUCCUGCAGUGUUUGCUUGGGUGCAAAUAUGCACAGGAGGAAUGGAAAAGGAAAGGGUGGAUGGCACAGUGUGUCCCUGCCAGGCACGGCACGAUCCCAGCCCUAAGGACAGCAGGAGAAGUCCUGGCUCCGAGCAAAGCCUCUGUCACCCUGUCCUACCACUGUGGAUGCCCAGGAAGGAGGGUGGCACAGAGCAGGACAUCCUCAGGUCACUCAGACCCUGAGUUUUGUGGCUUUGGGAAAUGGAGAUGGUUGGGGAUGGGCAUGGAGAUGGGUGGGAUGGGGAUGGAGAUGGAUGGGAUGGAGAUGGAUGGGAUGGGCAUGGCCACCCCGGGAGCUUUCCCAGCAGCCCUGGUGAGGACCCAUCCCUGCUGCCCACAGGUCCAGCACCUGGUGAGCCGCUGUACCUGCCCUGUCCAGUUCCCCAUGAUCAAGCUCUCGGAAGGGAAAUACCGUGUGGGGGACUCUGACACCCUCAUCUUUGUGCGGAUCCUGCGGGAACACGUCAUGGUGCGGGUCGGGGGCGGCUGGGACACGCUGGAGCAUUACCUGGACAAGCACGACCCGUGUCGCUGCAGCUCGCUCUGUGAGUCCCCGUGUCCCCAAACACCGCGGCUGGGUGGGCCGGGAGAGGAAUCUGUGCUUGGUCUCGCUGCUUUUCGGGGAUAUUUUCAAGAGCGGGAGGCUUUGGUACAGCCGUACCUCGUUGUUUUACCCGGGAAUGAUGGGUUUUGGGGACUUUCUUUGGCUUUGGUGGCCACUAGAGGUCAUGGAAGACUUUUGAAUGGAGCCGGACCCCAAAAGCCGCUUUGCAGGGAGCGCAUCUCUGCCGGCACCCAGGGCUGGGUGGGCUGCACCGGGGGGCGGCUGCAGGGGACAGGGCUGCUCAGCGUUGUCCCCACAGCUCACAAACAAGCCUGGAAAGGCCGGAGCCCGCAGCAGCAACCUGACCACCCCCUGUCCAUCCUGGCCACCUCCCUGUCCAUCCUGGCCACCUCCCUGUCCAUCCUGGCCACCUCUCUGUCCAGCCUGGUCACCUCCCUGUCCAGCCUGACCACCCCCUGUCCAUGCUGA
Molecule: messenger RNA, 3767 nt
Organism: Cyanistes caeruleus (blue tit)
Lineage: Eukaryota; Metazoa; Chordata; Aves; Passeriformes; Paridae
Source: RefSeq, a predicted model, not a curated record